UGGGUGAUGCGUGUAAUUUUCUCUUGAUUAUUUCUGGGUUAAACCCUUUGGGCCAUCCAGAGAUUUUACAAAUUUUAAGCCCAUCGAUGAGUAAGUUCGAAUCAUUACUGACAGCACAUCUAUAUUUAUAUAUAUGUAUAUAAGAAUCGCUGCCUAUUAGGGUUUGACAUCGUAUACUCUCAGGAGAAAGCUCGAACCCGCAAAACCCUAAGCUGCAGAGUUAGAGGCGCCUCUGCAGUUCAAGCAGUUGGAAAAUGGUUCGAAUCAGCGUGUUAAAUGAUGCUCUCAAGAGCAUGUAUAAUGCUGAGAAGAGGGGAAAGAGGCAGGUGAUGAUUCGACCUUCCUCUAAAGUCAUCAUCAAGUUUCUUAUUGUCAUGCAGAAGCAUGGUUAUAUCGGUGAGUUUGAGUAUGUGGAUGAUCACAGAUCUGGAAAAAUUGUUGUUGAGUUGAAUGGAAGGCUCAACAAAUGUGGGGUUAUUAGUCCCCGUUUUGAUAUCGGCGUGAAAGAAAUUGAAGGCUGGACUGCAAGACUGCUCCCAUCUAGACAGUUUGGAUACAUUGUCUUGACUACAUCUGCGGGGAUCAUGGAUCACGAGGAAGCUCGCAGAAAGAACGUAGGAGGCAAGGUCUUGGGUUUCUUUUACUAGUUGAAAAUAUUUUCCUUUUUUUUUCCAAAAAACUUUUUGGUUGUAGUUGGGAUCAAAUGCUUAGAUAAAAAAAGUCUGUUUUUGGGUUGAUCUAUUGAUUGUUUUGUAUGUGACUUGAGCUUUUAUCGGCAUUCGUUAAAGAGAGACAAGAAUUUUGUUA
Humulus lupulus (European hop) is the source of this 807-nucleotide messenger RNA. RefSeq names its product small ribosomal subunit protein uS8z/uS8w. Lineage: Eukaryota; Viridiplantae; Streptophyta; Magnoliopsida; Rosales; Cannabaceae. Gene Ontology annotation, molecular function: structural constituent of ribosome. Bases 255 to 647 code for a protein of 130 amino acids. Gene Ontology annotation, biological process: translation. The transcript is spliced from 4 exons. Gene Ontology annotation, cellular component: ribosome; cytosolic small ribosomal subunit. The record is from RefSeq and is a predicted model, not a curated record.